Messenger RNA from Eremomyces bilateralis CBS 781.70, 606 nucleotides. RefSeq lists its product as uncharacterized. The coding region runs from base 1 to 606 and encodes 201 amino acids. NCBI's taxonomy places the organism in Eukaryota, Fungi, Ascomycota, Dothideomycetes, Eremomycetales, Eremomycetaceae. The record is from RefSeq and is a predicted model, not a curated record. The transcript is spliced from 4 exons.
AUGGCCAUCCAACAGGACGUCCCUCUCGCGGCCCAGGUGCUCGCCACCAUCGGCACAAUCUGCUGGUGCGUCCAGCUCCUGCCCCAAAUCUGGCAAAACUACCGGCGCGGCAACUGUAUCGCGUUCCCGGCCCUGACGGUGUUCAUCUGGGCCAUCUCUGAGGUGCCGUUCGGGGCGUACGUGAUCGUUCAGGACCACGCAAUGGCGAUACAGCUGCAGCCGCAGAUCUUUGGCGUGUUGUGUCUGGUGUGCUGGGGACAGUGUCUGUGGCUUUCUGGAAAAUGCUCGAAGCUCUGGGCAACCUUCUGGCCGUUCUUACUGGCUGCUGUCAUGGCAGUUGGACAGUUCUUGCUCAUCUGGACCCUUCGAGUAGGUUAUCCCGGACGCACCAUGCCAAUCAAGGUCGUCUGGGCUUUCGCUGCGGCAGGUCUCGUCGUGGGUCUCAUCCCGCAAUACGUGCAGCAGUUCAAACGCCAGGGGAGGAACCUUGGAUUUAGCUGGGGAUUCCUCGCCGUGGAUCUAGCCGGUGCAUUAUUCUCUUUCUUGGCCAUGGCGGUCCGGAAACAGUUCGACGUGUUCGGUGGCACUUUGUAUCUUAUCGUGUAA